AUGUACAAGAUUUUCUUAGUGGCUUUUGUUGCGGUUUCUGUCCAUGCCCAGAAGUAUGGACAUGAAGAAAGUCACCACGAAGUAGAUUAUUAUGCUGAGCCUCAUUAUUAUUUCGAAUACGACGUUAAAGAUACCCACACAGGAGAUGUUAAGAGCCACAAAGAACAACGUAAAGGAGACCACACUCAGGGAGUGUACUUCUUGGUCGAGCCCGACGGCACUAAAAGGGUCGUCGAGUACUUCGUUGAAGGAAAGAAGGGAGGAUUCGUCCCAAAGGUACACAGAGAACACUUGAAGCACCUCGACAAGAAAGGACACGGACACGGUGUCUCUCUCCAGAACUACAACUUCGAACAAGGAAAGGUGCAAGAAGUUGCCUACGAGUCGCACGGACACUCCGAAGGCGGAUAUGGUCAAUCAGCCGGAGGUAGCUUUGGAGGUCACUCCGGUGGAUCUGGUUCUCAAUCUGGUGGUGGUCAUGGCGGAUACUUCGGAGGCAGCUCUGGCGGUUCUUCUGAAGGAUACAAGUUUGGAUCUCUCGGAGGUAGCUUUGGAGGCCACUCCGGUGGAUUCGGCGGUCUCUCUGGUGGAUCUUCUGACGGAUACAAGUUCGAGUCAUAUCACGGCGCUCAAGAAGUUGGAUUAGGCGCUUAUGGUAAUGGUGGUUCAUCUGGCGGAUCUUCCGAAGGAUACAAAGUCGAAUCUUCUUAUCACGGUGGAUCCCAGCAGGGCGGUAGCUCAGGCGGAUACGGAGGUCAUUCCGGUGGAUAUGGAGGUUCAUCUGGUGGAGCCUCUGGAUCUUCAUACGGUGGAUCCCAGGGCGGUAGCUCAGGCGGAUACGGAGGUCAUUCCGGUGGAUAUGGAGGUUCAUCUGGUGGAGCCUCUGGAUCUUCAUACGGUGGAUCCCAGGGCGGUAGCUCAGGCGGAUACGGAGGUCAUUCCGGUGGAUAUGGAGGUUCAUCUGGUGGAGCCUCUGGAUCUUCAUACGGUGGAUCCCAGGGCGGUAGCUCAGGCGGAUACGGAGGUCAUUCCGGUGGAUAUGGAGGUUCAUCUGGUGGAGCCUCUGGAUCUUCAUACGGUGGAUCCCAGGGCGGUAGCUCAGGCGGAUACGGAGGUCAUUCCGGUGGAUAUGGAGGUUCAUCUGGUGGAGCCUCUGGAUCUUCAUACGGUGGAUCCCAGGGCGGUAGCUCAGGCGGAUACGGAGGUCAUUCCGGUGGAUAUGGAGGUUCAUCUGGUGGAGCCUCUGGAUCUUCAUACGGUGGAUCCCAGGGCGGUAGCUCAGGCGGAUACGGAGGUCAUUCCGGUGGAUAUGGAGGUUCAUCUGGUGGAGCCUCUGGAUCUUCAUACGGUGGAUCCCAGGGCGGUAGCUCAGGCGGAUACGGAGGUCAUUCCGGUGGAUAUGGAGGUUCAUCUGGUGGAGCCUCUGGAUCUUCAUACGGUGGAUCCCAGGGCGGUAGCUCAGGCGGAUACGGAGGUCAUUCCGGUGGAUAUGGAGGUUCAUCUGGUGGAGCCUCUGGAUCUUCAUACGGUGGAUCCCAGGGCGGUAGCUCAGGCGGAUACGGAGGUCAUUCCGGUGGAUAUGGAGGUUCAUCUGGUGGAGCCUCUGGAUCUUCAUACGGUGGAUCCCAGGGCGGUAGCUCAGGCGGAUACGGAGGUCAUUCCGGUGGAUAUGGAGGUUCAUCUGGUGGAGCCUCUGGAUCUUCAUACGGUGGAUCCCAGGGCGGUAGCUCAGGCGGAUACGGAGGUCAUUCCGGUGGAUAUGGAGGUUCAUCUGGUGGAGCCUCUGGAUCUUCAUACGGUGGAUCCCAGGGCGGUAGCUCAGGCGGAUACGGAGGUCAUUCCGGUGGAUAUGGAGGUUCAUCUGGUGGAGCCUCUGGAUCUUCAUACGGUGGAUCCCAGGGCGGUAGCUCAGGCGGAUACGGAGGUCAUUCCGGUGGAUAUGGAGGUUCAUCUGGUGGAGCCUCUGGAUCUUCAUACGGUGGAUCCCAGGGCGGUAGCUCAGGCGGAUACGGAGGUCAUUCCGGUGGAUAUGGAGGUUCAUCUGGUGGAGCCUCUGGAUCUUCAUACGGUGGAUCCCAGGGCGGUAGCUCAGGCGGAUACGGAGGUCAUUCCGGCGGAUAUGGAGGUUCAUCUGGUGGAGCCUCUGAAGGAUACAAGUACCAAUCUUCAUACGGUGGAUCCCAGGGCGGUAGCUCAGGCGGAUACGGAGGUCAUUCCGGCGGAUAUGGAGGUUCAUCCGGUGGAGGAUACAAGUAUCAAUCCCAGGGUGGUAACUCAGGUGGUCAAGGAGGUAAUGCCGGAGGCUAUGGUUAUGGCGCUCAUUCUGGUGGUUCUUCUGGUGGAUACGGCAUGUCCCACGGAGAAGGAGAAGCCACAUCCAGAGUUACAUUCUCAACUCACGGCGCCAAGGUCUACACUUCUACUAGACACGUCGUUCCUCAGAAACACGGCCAUCACGGUUACUAGAAAAACGAUAAUCUCAAACCUAGUUGUCUGUAUUAUCAUGUAAAUAAACUUUUUAUACUUUUUUAAUAA
This is a messenger RNA of Cimex lectularius (bed bug), 2535 nucleotides long. Its product is annotated as glycine-rich cell wall structural protein 1.8-like. The record is from RefSeq and is a predicted model, not a curated record. Bases 1 to 2466 code for a protein of 821 amino acids. NCBI's taxonomy places the organism in Eukaryota, Metazoa, Arthropoda, Insecta, Hemiptera, Cimicidae. The transcript is spliced from 3 exons.